CCGGCAGCAUCAUGAGGACACUGCAUCUUGCCAGUAUAGUAUUGCUAUGUCUGGCGCUAACGACAGACGCACAGUGGUUUGGUAGCAGCAAAAAGAAACAGGAAGAGGAUCCCAAUGUCUCACUCCUUUCCUAUGCACCAGUCGAUCCGAGCGUGACUCCACCCUCGACGAUCGCUACCCCUACUAGUACCACACCAAUCCCUUCGACCACAACGAAAAAAGGAUUCUUCGGCAAACUGUUUGGUGGUGGUUCGAAGAAGGAAGAAAAAUCUACCACAACUACUACCACUACAACCACAACAACCACCACAACUGUAGCGACACCAACCACCAAAAAGCAAGGCUUCUUCAGCGGUCUGUUCGGUGGCAAGAAGGACAAAACAUCCACAACUACCAUAGCCCCAUCAACAACGGCCAAAUCGGGCACGACCGUAAAAUCGGGCACUGUCACAACGGCAAAGUCAUCUGCCGUAACUCCUACCGCCGUUACUACCGCCAAGACACCUGUCUCUGUGGCCGGUGUUACCUCGACUACGGCGAAAUCUGUGUCCACACUGUCGACUGGUGGUGCUUCCUCAACAACCACGACAACGACGCCCAAAUCGAAGGAUGCUUUCCCAGCCCUUCCUACGUCACGCAGCGGCAGUCCAACGCCAUCACCAGUACCGACGUCGACCGUUGCCAAUGCGUGGACCCGUACGCCACCAACCGUACAGCCGGGUGGUAAGCCUGGAGUUAGCUUUGUCCCGACCACUCCCGGAACGCCCGGUGCCCAAAAGGUGAGCAGCACAACGGCCGCUUCAACCGGUACAGUUGGUGAUGGUCCCGCAACCGACGAGGAGCUGAUGGCGCUGUCUGAGUUACUGUUCACUAAAGAUAACAACAGUCCCAGCAAGUUCGUUACGAUCAACUAUCAGAAACAGACGUCGUCCUUCGUUAACACAGAUGAGGCACCGAAUCCAUUCCUGACCGUGGAUGAGGCAAAGAUCUACGCCAUUCCGACGAUCGAAAAGAUGCACGCGCUGUUCAACAACUACGAGCUGGAUACGAUGACCAACGAGUACGUGACACCGUUGGAAAAGAAGGAAGAGAAUGACUUUGUCGAUGCACUGCUCGCCACAAACGUGAUGCGCCAGGCGAUGUUGUUCCUGCAGAAGAAGGGCAUCGUGACGGCUGACCCCAAGACGCAUCACGAGCUGCUGAAGACGAUCUGGUUCACGCUGUACUCGCGCGGUAACGGAAAGAUUGGCAGUUCCGGGUUUGAGCACGUGUUUCUGAACGAAGUCAGCAAUGGAACGAUGAUCGGCUUGCACAACUGGCUGUACGUGUACGAUAUGGAGAAGGCUGGACGUAUCGACUACAAGGGCUGGAACAAAAAGAUGGAACUGGGAACGAAAGGAGAAAUUGCCAAGGUUCGUCUAACGUUCGACAACCUGCAGAAACCGUCCAACUCGCUGUUUGUCGGUACUUCACCGGAGUUAGAAAUUGCGCUCUACACCGUGUGCUUCCAGCUGCGACCGGACAAAGAGUGCCCGCUGGCAAUUAAUGGCAAACCGUUUACGAUCAAAACGUUCACGUUCCGGUACCGGGGAAAAAAUUUGAUCGGUGGUGCAUGGCCAAAUAUUUAA
Messenger RNA from Anopheles maculipalpis, 1628 nucleotides. Its product is annotated as endoribonuclease CG2145. NCBI's taxonomy places the organism in Eukaryota, Metazoa, Arthropoda, Insecta, Diptera, Culicidae. The coding region runs from base 12 to 1628 and encodes 538 amino acids. Gene Ontology annotation, molecular function: RNA endonuclease activity. The record is from RefSeq and is a predicted model, not a curated record. The transcript has 4 exons.